GAUUGAUUUGGUUGGUUGGAGUUGCAUUGCGUUGUGUUUGUAAAUUGUAAAUAAACAAAAAUACUAUUUUCUCGAAGAUUGUGAUAUAAUUUUGCACUCAUUGUUGUAAUACAGUGCUUUUGUACAUCUUACUGUAGCAAAGAAUAACUGGUAUACAUUUUACAAAGGAUCUGAAAACAUAACCUAAAAGUUUUACAAUAUUGAUGAUAAAUAAUGGAAAACGACGAAAUUGGCACCGAUCUGGUCAGCAGCGGCUUCUUAGAAGAAACUUAUGUCGUUAACGCUGAUGAUGUAUUGGAAGAAGAAAACAAUUCGGAUUCAAAUUGUGGAGGAAAACUUGCCCCAUUGAGAGAGCAAGAUCGUUUUCUGCCCAUAGCUAAUAUUGUUAAAAUUAUGAAGAGGGCAAUACCUCCUAAUGGAAAGAUCGCCAAGGAUGCAAGAGAGUGUGUCCAAGAAUGCAUAUCAGAAUUCAUCUCAUUCGUGACAAGCGAAGCCAGUGACAGAUGCCAAGUAGAAAAAAGGAAAACCAUAAACGGUGAAGAUGUUCUCUUCGCCAUGAAUGCUCUCGGAUUUGAUAACUAUGUUGAACCGUUAAAGUUAUACCUUAAGAAAUUUAGAGAAACUGCCCUAUCUCCCGUGACUAUCAAUAAAAUGAAUAAAAUUGUGGUAUACGGAGGGGACGGAGCGUCCUGUGUUCCAAUGGACAAUGACAAUGACUCGCAUUCAGAAGCCACGGUAAUAUACACCUAUCCUAAAGUAAUUGAAGACUUCACAAUCACGUAAGUGAAAAUCGCCUAAUGGAUCACGUUUGUACAAGUAAGGCAGCAGGAACAUGUAGCUAGCAUAUUUUUAACCUUACCACACUUGUCUUAAGGUCGAGACAAUAAAAAUGUUAGCCUGCUAUGCCUUACGAGGGGUUAAGUCCAGUUUUUAUUGAGUCAGUAAAUUGACAUGAAAAUUAUCAGGACACCAGUGCUUACGUUAUUGUAUAACGCGCCAAUAACAUUGACAAAAUAUACAGGAUGUCCCAAAAAGUAGUGUUCAGCCGAAGCCCAGAGGUAGAGCAUUAUAAGGGCGAC
Molecule: messenger RNA, 1079 nt
Organism: Ostrinia furnacalis (Asian corn borer)
Lineage: Eukaryota; Metazoa; Arthropoda; Insecta; Lepidoptera; Crambidae
Gene: Nf-YB
Product: nuclear factor Y-box B
Exons: 5
Coding region: 214-783 (189 amino acids)
Biological process (GO): regulation of transcription by RNA polymerase II
Cellular component (GO): CCAAT-binding factor complex
Molecular function (GO): DNA-binding transcription activator activity, RNA polymerase II-specific; protein heterodimerization activity; RNA polymerase II cis-regulatory region sequence-specific DNA binding
Source: RefSeq, a predicted model, not a curated record